Molecule: messenger RNA, 916 nt
Organism: Sesamum indicum (sesame)
Lineage: Eukaryota; Viridiplantae; Streptophyta; Magnoliopsida; Lamiales; Pedaliaceae
Gene: GLP7
Product: germin-like protein 7
Molecular function (GO): manganese ion binding
Source: RefSeq, a predicted model, not a curated record
UGAUGAUGUUUAUGUCCCAAAACAAGAAUUGUCUACUUUCCUCGUAUUAAGGUCUAUAAAUUCAUCAUGGAAAUCAACUAUGUUUUCUUGCUCAAACUCCUCUUGGGCCUAUUUUCUUUUUCAAGUUUGGGAAGAGCUGAUCCGGAGCCGCUUAAUGAUUAUUGCGUCGCGGAUACAAAACAUCCCCGUGAUUUCUUCUCAAAUGGUGUACCAUGCAUCAAUCCAGAUCACGCAUUGGCAUCCCAUUUUGCCACGUCUGCCUUGUCCGAGCCUGGUAAUAUGAAUCAAUUUAACUUCAACGUUACUCUUACCAACACCAACAACCUACCAGGGCUCAACACUCUUGGUUUAGUCCUAGCACGUAUCGACAUUGCAGUUAACGGUCUCGUCCCACCCCACGCCCACCCUCGAGCCUCGGAGGUGACCAUUCUGCUCGAGGGCUCCCUCUUGGUCGGUUUUGUAGACACCUCGAAUCGCCUCCACACUCAACAACUACGCCGUCCUGGUGAUUGUUUCGUAUUCCCAAAAGGCCUAAUUCAUUUCUUGUACAAUACAGACUUUAUGAGGCCAGCACUUGCUGUAUCGGGGCUGAGCAGCCAAAACCCAGGUGCCCAAAUUUCGUCUGUUGCCACAUUCACAUCGAACCCUCCAAUGCCUGACGAUGUUUUGAAGAAGGGGUUCAAGGUAACUGGCCAAGAUGUCAUUAAAAUUAGGAGGAACCUAGGAGGAUAAAACAACCAUUUUUAUGCCUUUAUAUUUGAAAUAUUGAUACUCCCCAUGUUUUAAUUUGUCUAAUAAUUGUAAUUUAGUGUUCUAGAAAAUAAAGUUUGGUAGGACAAUGUGCAUUGAAUAGGCAUAAAUAAUAGGUAUAAAUGGACAUGCCAACGGUCAUAAUUUGUUUGAAUUUCUUUACUCA